This is a messenger RNA of Saitoella complicata NRRL Y-17804, 1484 nucleotides long. RefSeq lists its product as uncharacterized. The transcript has 3 exons. Bases 239 to 1405 code for a protein of 388 amino acids. Lineage: Eukaryota; Fungi; Ascomycota; Saitoellomycetes; Saitoellales; Saitoellaceae. The record is from RefSeq and is a predicted model, not a curated record.
GCACCGGCUUGAGUCACUAAGCCGAAAGACCGGGAACUGCAAUUGUUUACCUUGUACACCGUACAUAAGCCUCAACUGCAUCACGCGGACUGACACCGUCACUGUCUCCACCAGUGUUGCCGAGGCGGUUGUCUAUAUUUACAGGCCGGCUUUCCCUCUUGGGUCUGUUACCGUCGAAAGAUCAGGGCUUGUCCACACUUUUAGGUCGCCUACGUUUAGUGGACAUCAACUACACCGCAUGGAUGAGUAUCCCGAGGUCGAUCCGCUGACGACACCACCUCCCUUCUACAGUCAAACUCCGGCAAACAGCCAACUCAUCGUGCCCAUCUUCGGCAUCGUUCCUCCCACGCCCGGCCAUGUCACACCAGUACCAAGCCCGAGUCCGAUCGCAACAGCGGUGAACCGGAACCGGCGUCCCUCAGCAUACGAAUUAAUGCCACAAGGUUCGCACUCGGGUGUCAUCAGUCUCCAAACACCCGGUCCCUCAGCAACAUCAACAUUCGAUACCUCGCAUGCGCACGCACACCCUCGCCGUCCAUCCCUCUCCGCCGUCCAAAACCUCCACACCGAACCCAACGUCCACGACCCCAGUCCCGACCUCUCCAACCUCGCAGCCCAGCGUCGCCCCUCCGCUUACGAACUCGCCCCCCACGGCUCCCACUCCGGCGUAAUCCCCACGCGCUCCCUCUCCUCGACCGGAAUUCCCUACUCCCAAACCUUUGAACGCCGUUAUGCCGUCAUCUCACUGCUCGUGCGUCCCAUCUCGGGUCCGGAUGAUCCGAGUUAUGUCAACCAUAAACAUCACAAUGAGUUUUCGGAGAAGGAGAGGGAUGGGAGGAUUAGGGGAAAAGAUUUGGAGGCAGAGAAGGAGAAGGAGAAGGAAAAGGAAAAGGAAAAGGAGAGGGAGGCGGAGAAGAAGAGAAAGGGGAGUUGGAUGAGGAGGAAGAGUAGUGCCGCGAGUGCGGUUAGUGUUGGGAGCAGCAUUGGCGCAGGGAGGACGGAGAGUGUCGUGGCAGCUGGUUCUGGGUAUGGAGUUCGAAGUAGUCGGGAAAGGAGGGAGUCGGCGGUUUCGACAACUUCGUCACAGGGAACAUCACCACUGGGGCCUGGUAGGAGGGAAUCAAGCGGCACAACACCUGGGCAAUUUCCUCUGGUUGAUCGUGACUCCGCUACCGCCGCGAGCUCAGUACUGGUAACACCAGGCACCUCCCCCGAAUCCCCAUCAAACAUGGCAUCGGCACAACGCAGACCGUCAGGCGUAGGCAUGUUGGGCGUCAUCGGGCGUCGCUUCUCGAAUGAGAGUACGGGAAGUAACUCCAGUGCCAAUGCGGGAGCCGGGAGAAAAGGCAGUGUUGCCAGUGUGGAGGGGGAGAAGAAGAAGGGUGGGAAGUGGUGGGCGAGUUAAUGGCCUUCAUGAUGGCUGUGAUCAGGAUGUGUUGUUUAUUAUGGGGGGCGUUCGUGUGCUUGAUCAAUGGAACGGGAGU